UAACCGGAGGAUUGCGCAUUCCAGACUCCUCUCUGUCGGCUUUAUGGUAUCUUUAAUGAUAAAUAAAAUCAGUAUAUUUAUAUACUGAAAUUAUACAUGUAUAUAAUUAUAAUCCUCCGAUCUGAGAUGUGAUUUGUGAAGUACAAGCUGCAUGAAUCAGACACCAGCCGAGUUGAACCCGAAGCCUCCCUCCAUGUGUCACAGACACGCAUCUUUCUGUAGCUGAUCAUCGCUGGAGCAUCGUUUUGUGUGGAGCCAGAAACAGUGCCAGCGUUUUGCAGCCUGGUGGUUAAAUGAAUCCCAGCCGGAGAUCAGACAGCGGAUGUAGGAGGACAGAAGAAGGACGGGGGUGCUUUCCUGUUCUGGAGUAAACAGCGUUAAGUCUCUGCAUGGAUAAGCAGUGUCAUGUCUUCUCUUCACAGCGCUACAAAUGGAGAAGAGCAUAGACGCAAAAAUAGUCCUUGGAAUUUCCAGUACCUGCUUUCAUCCUUCAGCUGCUUAAGAUCCUGAUGGAAAUCAACACACUGGAUUAUUAUGAAGCUUCAGUCAAGGCAUGGGAUUCAUUGGAUUCAUUUCUCGUGUCUGGAUUUCCUUUAAUGAAUUAAGGAACUGUCUAUAGAUGCCAUUAGUUCAUUGAAUCCAUUCCUCACCCUGAAUGUAAUGUGGAGAGAAGGACAGCAUUCUGGUCAUCUCUUUGGCUCUGAUAACACACACACAUUUUCUCCAUCUGUUCAUCAGGAGCAAUGCUUUUCCACACGACGCCUCUGCGUGCAGACGUUCUGGCUUUCUACUGUUUUCAAUCAGGCGUCUGCUGAGGAAUAAACAACAAGACCCGCGACAUGCAUCUUGGACUGGAUGAGAGCAGGGAAUGUCAGUACAAUCAGAUCUGCACCCAUCAUAACUCCUCGUCCAUGGAAACGGCUCACGCCAAGAAGAGGAGAGUGAAGAGAAAGUGGCAGGUCUUCCCAGGCCGGAACAAGUUCUACUGCGAUGGGCGGAUCAUGAUGGCAAAGCAGUCCGGCGUGUUCUACCUCACCAUGGUGCUGAUCCUGGUGACCAGUGGGUUGUUCUUUACGUUUGACUGUCCGUUCCUGGCCUCUAACUUGAGCCCGGCCAUUCCAGCCAUCGGUGGUGUGCUCUUCCUCUUCGUUAUGGUCAUGCUGCUCCGUGCGAGCUUCAGCGACCCCGGCGUUCUGCCCCGAGCCACUCCAGACGAGGCAGCCGAUGUAGAAAGACAGAUAGACGCGGCAAACGGAAUGAGUGGUGCGAGCUCACGGCCUCCUCCCAGGACCAGAGAGGUGCUAAUCAACGGCCAAACGGUCAAACUGAAAUACUGCUUCACCUGCAAAAUCUUCAGACCACCAAGAGCCUCGCACUGCAGCCUGUGUGACAACUGCGUGGACCGUUUUGACCACCACUGCCCCUGGGUAGGCAACUGCGUGGGAAAGCGAAACUACCGCUUCUUCUACCUGUUCAUCCUCUCGCUCUCCUUCCUCACCAUCUUUAUCUUCGCCUUCGUCAUCACUCACGUCAUUCUGAGAUCGAACAGGACCGGGUUUCUCGGCGCCCUCAAAGACAGCCCAGCCAGUGUGCUGGAGGUGGUCGUGUGUUUUUUCUCCAUCUGGUCCAUCGUGGGUUUGUCGGGUUUCCACACCUACCUGAUCAGCUCCAACCUGACUACCAACGAGGAUAUUAAAGGUUCAUGGUCAUCCAAACGAAGCAAAGACAACUACAACCCCUACAGCUACGGCAACAUCCUCACCAACUGCUGCGCUGCUCUGUGUAGCCCGUUACCGCCCAGUCUGAUUGACAGGAGGGGGCCUGUAGAAACAGAUGCCCCUCAGGCAGCAUCUCAGUCAAAUGGGACCAACGCAUGUCCUACAACUCAGCUCCAGAGUCAUAUGUGUCACCAAGAUCAAUGCAUCCAGAGCACCAAAUUCGUUUUGCACGCCGCCACCACGCCUCUCCUUCACGCCCAGCCGGUGCUGCUGAGCGGAGGCGCUGUCCUGCAGGUCAAACCGUCAGUGGUUAUGCCGUGCUCGCUUCACCCCUCGCUGCCCUCCUCCACCACCAGUCUGGGCUGCGGGGGUGAGCUUUUGGCUUUACAUGACCCUGAAAGCCUCUGCCACCACCACCAACUCAGCCACGAGGCCUUCGCCAGCCCAGAGGAGAUGCCCUCCCCGGCCAUGGCGCUGCCCUGCGCCGCCCACCUAGUGCAGCUGUAUGACCCGGCCAGCCAGGACUCGCUGCACGAGGAUUCGGUACGCGGCCUGGUGAAGCUCAGCUCCGUGUGACAAUCCCAGAAAGCGCAGAGCCAAAAGCCAUAAUUUAAUAGGACGAUGAAACACCUCCGGUGACAUUUUACUUUUUCAGACACUGCAAGAUAGAACAGCCUCAAAUAAAUAAAUAAAUAAAUAAAUAAAUAAAUAAAUAAAUAAAUAAAUAAAAGUCCCAAGAGCAGUCUUCCAGCUCUUCCAGUGUGCUUACGCAGGAGAGCUGAUCUGUUAGCGCUCUCGCACUAUGCCUCAAAAUGAACUCUGUAUUAAAGGAUCACACUUUAUCAACACACUGAAAACAAAAGAUAUCUUGGCAAGUGAAAGUGUCUUGGAUAAAGCGAAUAUAUCGAACACUUCUCGUUACGACACCGCAACAAAACAAACGUAAGAUUACUAAGCCUAUAUUAAAUAUUAAAUAUCAUUUUACUCAUUACAAGCUUGAAAUGAUAUUCUUUUGCUUGAUUGAUUUAUUUGUAGAACGAAGCAAGAAUGACCUGCUAAUAGAACAAGACGAGCAAAAAAAAAACCCGACUAGAACUAUGCAUCAUAAUCAUAUAGUUGUUUUAUAAUAAUAGUCGUGAUAAACAUUAUACCACAGCGCCGUUGAAUUCUUGACUCAGUUUGGUCAGAAGGUGUUGAUUUGUUUGGUGAAAGUAGUCCCGGCUGCAAGGCAAAUCACAGGUUUAUAUUAAUGUGCUCGUUAUAAUACGCUAUCGUUUCUAUAGUAAUGGCUAAUUCAAAAGCACUGUAUAGACUAAUAAUAAACAGAUGAAAGGCGUUGAUGAUGUGAGGUUUUUCGGUGAGGAGACGUUUAUUGAAGAUUUAAGGAAGGAGACUCCAGCGUCAGCACUUUCUAACACCACAGGAGAUCCGUCAGGACGGAGGAGUUUGUGCUUUUAAGUUUUUCGGUAACGUUGCAAGCUGUAUUUUUCGUCUCAUUAACUUCAAGAGAGCGCUAAAGAGAGGCAGGUUAGGAAACGACUGACAUAGCUGCUAUAACGCAAGUGAAAAACCCGAACUAAUUUGCAUCAUAAAAUCAUUCCACAAUGGUAAAAGUAACUGUAAAUGGAUAAAUAGUAUGAUACGUUGUUGAAAAUCACAGUCAUUAUCAAAUUGUUGUGGUAUAAGAGGAAUGAAACACUAUGCACUGAUGUGCUAUUAUUGGAAAAUAAUCACCUUUUGGGUGGUAACAUUAACUGCGUCAUUGAUUAUUUUCCUAUAACAGCAUGCCCCCAAAGUGUUUAUUCCUUACUUAGAUAAACAAACCUUUAUUCAGGAUAUUUUCACAUGUUAAGAUAUCAUUUUUUGAUGUACAUGUGGACAAAUCUGACCUUUGUUCCUAGUAAGUUCAUCGAGUUCAUCGAGAAACCAAGAUGUUCUACUAUAGCACUUAGAAACGUUCAUGAGCUCUGGAAGAAGUACAUCACUCUCCUUCACACGCUGUCCAUGAUUCAGACGGUGGAUGUUUUCUAGAGCUGAACACUAAAGACAGUUGGUGUAAAUGCAAUCUCACUGCCUUUCUACAUCUCUCUGGGCUUCUGUUGACAAUAUCAUUCCGGCAAUAUGGCAAUAUGACAGUGGGCUUAUUAACAUCACGAUAUUGCAUCAGAUCUUUUUGAUAUGUCUGAAUCACACAUUAUGGUGAUGUGAUUUAUGUGCCAAAUACAAGUCCAAUGAUUUCCCAUUGUAGAGGUGAUAAUCUUGUCAAUAAAUUUGCAAAUUUG
This is a messenger RNA of Ictalurus punctatus (channel catfish), 4000 nucleotides long. RefSeq names its product zinc finger DHHC-type palmitoyltransferase 14 (gene zdhhc14). Gene Ontology annotation, molecular function: protein-cysteine S-palmitoyltransferase activity. The record is from RefSeq and is a predicted model, not a curated record. The coding region runs from base 840 to 2294 and encodes 484 amino acids. Gene Ontology annotation, cellular component: Golgi apparatus; endoplasmic reticulum. The transcript has 9 exons. NCBI's taxonomy places the organism in Eukaryota, Metazoa, Chordata, Actinopteri, Siluriformes, Ictaluridae. Gene Ontology annotation, biological process: protein targeting to membrane; peptidyl-L-cysteine S-palmitoylation.